GAAGGAGGGGGGAAAGGUGGGAGAAGGGAAAAGUGGGAUUGUUGGCCAGGGUGAGUCUCAGAGUCUCCUUUCUUAGAGGUUUCCCUACAUGGACCUUAAUCAUAAGGAAUGAAACUGACCACAAACGUCUUUUUUUUGUUGCCGUCGCUGGAAGCAAACAUGAAAUAUGGCUCUCCUGAGAAAAAUUAAUCGGGUCCUCCUGGUGCUGCUGGUGCUGAUGGUGUGUCUCCUAUUACACAACACUGUGCUCAGAGCCUCCACCCAGACCAGACUCUCGGAUCACAGGCAGAGGCUUGGCGGUGCGGUUUCCCCGGUGAGAGAGUCAGAGGAGGAGGAGGAUGUCAUCCCGGUCGUCAUAUGUGCGUCAGAGGAGCGUAUGGGUGCAACCAUGGCGACCAUCAACAGCAUCAUCAGCAACACAGAUGCUGGUGUUUUCUUCUACAUUGUCACCCUUCGCGAUGCGGUCAAACUCACAAGGAGGUAUAUAGAAAAGACAAAACUCAAAGGCAUCAAGUAUAAGAUAUUAGAAUUUAACCCAAUGGUUCUAAAGGGAAAGGUGAAGCCAGAUUCAUCCCGACCUGACCUCUUACAUCCACUGAACUUUGUGCGCUUUUUCCUGCCUCUGCUUGACAUCAACCACGGGAGGGUGAUAUACUUGGACGAUGAUGUCAUUGUGCAGGGUGACAUCAAGGAACUGUUUAAUAUCAACCUGAAACCAGGACAUGCUGCUGCUUUCGCCACAGACUGUGACCUGCCCUCCACGCACGAGAUGGUGCGCAGUAUCGGCAUGCAGACAACCUACAUGGGCUUUCUGGACUACAGGAAACAGGAAGUUAAAGACCUGGGCAUCAACCCCAGCGAGUGCUCUUUCAACCCUGGAGUGUUUGUGGCAGAUGUCAAAGAGUGGAAGAAACAGAAGAUCACCAAACAGCUGGAGAAAUGGAUGGAAGAAAAUUUCAGGCAGAACAUUUACAGCAGCGCCGUUGCAGGAGGUGUGGCAACUCCACCCAUGCUAAUAGUCUUCCAUGAAAAAUACACAAUACUGGACCCUCUAUGGAACGUCAGACACAUGGGCUGGAGUCCUGAUGCCCGUUAUUCCGAAAGCUUCCUACAAGAGGCACACCUGUUGCACUGGAACGGUCCAUUCAAACCAUGGACUUACCCUGCUGUUCACUUGGAGCUGUGGGAGAGGUGGUUUGUCCCAGAUCCCUCUGGAAGGUUCACUUUGGCACGACCUGAUAGCAACAGCUAAGGCCUUCAGAUUACACCAUGUUGGGGGACACGGAGGAAGGUCAAGACUUGGGCAAUGAUGGAAGGAGGUUGUAGUAGAAAGUGUACUGUACAUUGGAUGUAAUGCUGAAGAAUGUUCAGCAAGAGAAAUCUCAGUCUAGCGUAGUAUGACGCUCUGCACGCUAAACACAAAAUGUGACUAAAUGCAAAACUGUGCUUAAUCUAGAGUAAGCUGUAUUAAUGAUGACUGUGAAGAUAUUAGAAUAUUAUUUGGAGUGUCAUCAAAGUACAAGUGAGAAACUAGAAGAACAAUGAUGUGCAUUUAUAAACUGUGAAUCUAAAAUAAAUCUUUUGUCUUUACUGGUACAUUUGUACCAUAA
Molecule: messenger RNA, 1610 nt
Organism: Mugil cephalus (flathead mullet)
Lineage: Eukaryota; Metazoa; Chordata; Actinopteri; Mugiliformes; Mugilidae
Gene: glt8d2
Product: glycosyltransferase 8 domain containing 2
Exons: 10
Coding region: 167-1252 (361 amino acids)
Cellular component (GO): Golgi apparatus
Molecular function (GO): glycosyltransferase activity
Source: RefSeq, a predicted model, not a curated record